This is a messenger RNA of Ahaetulla prasina, 3073 nucleotides long. RefSeq names its product COPI coat complex subunit beta 2 (gene COPB2). Bases 143 to 2875 code for a protein of 910 amino acids. The record is from RefSeq and is a predicted model, not a curated record. Gene Ontology annotation, molecular function: structural molecule activity; protein binding. Gene Ontology annotation, biological process: endoplasmic reticulum to Golgi vesicle-mediated transport; intracellular protein transport; retrograde vesicle-mediated transport, Golgi to endoplasmic reticulum. Gene Ontology annotation, cellular component: COPI vesicle coat. Lineage: Eukaryota; Metazoa; Chordata; Lepidosauria; Squamata; Colubridae. The transcript has 22 exons.
AAGAGUAUUUGCCCGACGUUCUCGUUUAGGUUUUGGCUCUCGCGAGAACAAUUGAAGCCGGAAACUCCACGUCGGUGAUUUGAGCUGGGAGCGGACCCAGGCAAGUUGGGUGGCCUGAGCAGCCGACGAGGGAGCCAGCGCUAUGCCUCUCCGACUUGAUAUAAAGCGGAAACUAACAGCUCGAUCUGACCGAGUGAAGAGUGUGGACUUGCAUCCCACAGAACCAUGGAUGCUGGCUAGCCUUUACAAUGGCAGUGUUUGUGUUUGGAACCAUGAAACACAAACAUUGGUGAAGACUUUUGAAGUAUGUGACUUACCUGUCAGAGCAGCUAAAUUUGUAGCAAGAAAGAACUGGGUUGUUACAGGAGCUGAUGAUAUGCAAAUUAAAGUUUUCAACUAUAAUACUUUGGAAAGGGUACAUAUGUUUGAAGCACACUCAGAUUAUAUUCGCUGCAUUGCUGUGCAUCCUACACAGCCUUUCAUUCUAACUAGCAGUGAUGACAUGCUUAUUAAACUAUGGGAUUGGGAUAAAAAAUGGGCCUGUUCUCAAGUGUUUGAAGGGCAUACUCAUUAUGUAAUGCAGAUUGUCAUAAAUCCCAAGGACAAUAACCAGUUUGCUAGUACGUCUCUGGAUAGAACAAUCAAGGUGUGGCAGCUUGGCUCUUCUUCACCCAACUUUACUUUAGAAGGGCACGAGAAAGGUGUAAAUAGUAUUGAUUAUUACAGUGGAGGUGAUAAGCCUUACCUAAUUUCAGGAGCAGAUGAUCGUCUUGUUAAGAUCUGGGAUUACCAGAAUAAAACGUGUGUGCAAAUUCUGGAGGGACAUGCACAGAAUGUUUCUUGUGUCAGUUUUCACCCUGAACUUCCUAUUAUCAUCACUGGCUCUGAAGAUGGAACUGUUCGCAUCUGGCAUUCAAGCACUUAUCGUCUAGAAAGUACUUUGAAUUAUGGCAUGGAACGUGUGUGGUGUGUUGCAAGCCUAAGAGGAUCAAACAAUGUGGCCCUUGGAUAUGAUGAGGGUAGCAUCAUUGUCAAACUUGGUCGGGAAGAGCCAGCCAUGUCAAUGGAUGCAAAUGGAAAGAUUAUUUGGGCCAAGCAUUCAGAAAUUCAGCAAGCUAAUCUCAAAGCAAUGGGAGAUACAGAAAUCAAAGAUGGGGAGAGGCUACCGCUUGCUGUGAAAGAUAUGGGCAGCUGUGAAAUAUAUCCUCAAACUAUUCAGCAUAAUCCGAAUGGGCGAUUUGUAGUAGUAUGUGGGGAUGGUGAAUACAUCAUUUAUACUGCUAUGGCACUGAGAAACAAGAGCUUUGGCUCUGCUCAGGAGUUUGCAUGGGCACAUGAUUCUUCUGAGUAUGCAAUCAGAGAAAGCAACAGCAGUGUCAAGAUAUUUAAAAACUUCAAAGAGAAGAAAUCCUUUAAACCUGAUUUUGGAGCAGAAGGUAUAUAUGGUGGUUUCUUAUUGGGUGUCCGAUCUGUCAAUGGUUUGGCAUUUUAUGACUGGGAAAAUACAGAACUGGUACGCAGAAUUGAAAUACAACCCAAACAUAUUUUUUGGUCUGACUCGGGUGAACUUGUCUGCAUUGCUACAGAAGAAUCAUUCUUCAUUCUGAAAUACCUUUCUGAAAAAGUUGCAACCGCACAAGAUACACAUGAGGGAGUCACUGAAGAUGGCAUUGAAGAUGCCUUUGAGGUCCUUGGUGAAAUUCAAGAGAUUGUGAAAACAGGACUUUGGGUGGGAGAUUGUUUUAUUUAUACAAGCUCUGUGAACAGACUAAACUACUAUGUUGGAGGAGAAAUUGUGACUAUUGCACACUUGGACCGAACAAUGUAUUUAUUAGGGUAUAUCCCUAAAGACAACAGACUUUACCUUGGUGACAAAGAAUUAAAUAUAGUGAGUUAUUCCUUACUAGUCUCAGUGCUAGAAUAUCAGACUGCAGUCAUGAGGAGAGACUUCAGUAUGGCGGACAAAGUUCUCCCUACAAUUCCAAAGGAACAGAGGACCAGAGUUGCACACUUCCUUGAGAAACAGGGUUUCAAACAGCAAGCACUUGCCGUAUCAACAGACCCUGAACAUCGUUUUGAGCUUGCUCUUCAGCUUGGUGAGCUUAAGAUUGCAUAUCAACUUGCAUUGGAAGCAGAGUCUGAGCAGAAGUGGAAGCAGCUAGCUGAACUUGCUAUCAAUAAGUGCCAGUUUGGCCUUGCCCAAGAAUGUCUGCAUCAUGCACAAGACUAUGGUGGCUUAUUGCUUUUAGCCACAGCUUCAGGAAAUACUAGUAUGGUGAACAAGCUAGCUGAAGCAGCAGAAAAAGAUGGCAAGAACAAUGUAGCAUUUAUGAGCUACUUUCUGCAAGGAGAGCUUGACCAUUGUCUUGAACUUUUGAUUAAAACUGGACGGUUACCAGAAGCAGCUUUCUUAGCACGAACAUAUUUGCCAAGUCAAGUUUCAAGGGUUGUAAAACUAUGGAGAGAAAAUCUUUCUAAAAUCAAUCAGAAAGCUGCUGAAUCCCUAGCUGAUCCCACAGAGUAUGAAAAUUUGUUCCCUGGAUUGAAGGAAGCAUUUGUUGCUGAAGAAUACAUAAAAGAUUCCCAAACCAUAUCGCGGCCAGCCAGUGAAUACCCGCUAGUUACUCCAAAUGAAGAAAGAAAUAUCUUGGAAGAAGCCAAAGAUUUCACACUGCAAAACAAAAUUUCAGAGGAACCAGAAGAUGAAUCAGUCCCAUCUCCUAGGCCUGUAAUAGCGCCUCCAGUUACUGGAAAAGUUUCAGUUGAGAUCAAAGAUGAAAAGGUUUUACUGGACCUAGAUGUAGAUCUGGAUAACUUGGAAUUGGAGGAUAUUGAUACCACUGAUAUUUUUCUGGAUGAAGAAAUGUCUGACUGAACUUUUAAACUGAUGCGCAUUCUUACACCUAGUUAUGCUUGACAAUGUAGUCUUCUUGUUGAAAAGUGGCUCUUUUUUAUAUUUAAGAUGAAAAUAAAUAGGGACCGUCUUUUACAUUACAGAUAUAGAUUUCCCCAUUGUGAUGUAGGUUUCCUUAGAUUCCUCAAUUCUCCAAUAAAUGUCUUUUGGAUUCCCUCA